Molecule: messenger RNA, 1822 nt
Organism: Vombatus ursinus (common wombat)
Lineage: Eukaryota; Metazoa; Chordata; Mammalia; Diprotodontia; Vombatidae
Gene: PRXL2A
Product: peroxiredoxin like 2A
Exons: 6
Coding region: 520-1209 (229 amino acids)
Source: RefSeq, a predicted model, not a curated record
AGCUAGUAAAUAUAUGAGGCCAGAUUUGAAAUCAGGGCUUCCUGACUCCAGGCUCACCUAGAUGCCUAGAGAAGAAGUGGAAUAGUGUUGGAUGUGGAGGGAAAAGAUGAAACAGGGAGUUUUCCAUACCAAUGAAAUCACAGGUCAAUCUAUAAACAUUUAUUAAGUGCCUACUAUGUGCUAAGUCUGAAGCCCACCCCUUCCAUACUUGUAGUACCUACCUUAUGAGUUGUUCUGAGGCUUCACCAUCCAGUGGAGAUAAAUCUUUUACACUGCCUGUCUCAAAUGAUUGUUGCAAGGACAGCCUUUUGCAGACUUGAAAGUGCUCUAUAAACAAGGAUUGCAGUUAUUUAAAAACAGAGCUGCAAACUGGGAAAUGGUGAGACUGAAAUGGUCUUCCUUGGUGACUCGUUGUGACCUCAGACCUAUUUUGUGAGCUGGCCUGACACCCUGAGAUCUGCUUAUCUGCCUUGGAUUAGCUUUUAUGACUGUUCAGUCUGUCAGAGUUCUUCCCGAGAAAUGUCUUUCCUGGACCUGAGUUUCUUCUCCAUGGGGAUGUGGUCUCUGGGGGCUGGAGCCCUGGGCGCAGCUGUUUUAAGCUUGAUCCUGGCCAACACUGAUCUGCUUCUGACCAAAUCAGUAACAGCUACCCUAGAGUUUCUGGAAGACAUAGAGCUGAAAACCAUGGAUAAUGAAUCCCCAAAGACUUUCAAAGCCCGAGAACUCUGGAAAGACCGUGGGGCAGUGAUCAUGGCAGUAAGAAGGCCAGGUUGUUUUUUGUGUCGAGAGGAGGCAGCUGAACUAUCUACUCUCAAACCACAGCUAGACCAGUUGGGCAUCCCACUCUAUGCUGUGGUGAAAGAGAAGAUUGGGUCAGAAGUGGAGGAUUUCCAGCCAUAUUUCAAAGGAAAGAUCUUUCUGGAUGAAAGGAAAAAGUUUUAUGGUCCUCAGAAGCGGAAGAUGAUGUUUAUGGGAUUCAUUCGUCUGGGGGUUUGGCAGAACUUUUUCCGGGCCAGGAGUAAGGGCUUCUCUGGUAACCUGGAAGGAGAAGGGUUCAUCCUUGGAGGUGUUUAUGUGAUUGGGCCAGGCAAACAGGGCAUUCUCCUAGAGCACCGAGAGAAAGAGUUUGGAGAUAAAGUCGACCCUGCCUCUGUUCUGGAAGCUGCCAAAAAGAUAAAGCCACAUACUUCAGCCUCCGAGGGAAAAUGAUCAAAUGUAACAACUGACCUUGGGGGAAAACUAGGAAGAUGAGACUGUGAUUACAUGACAUCAGCUUCACAAGUCCCACGGAGGACUUUCUCAUUUAUCUCCAUCUGCAUUACGUAUCUCUCCUAGGGAUGAAACCCCAUCUGGCCUAAUUCUUGGAUUCUGGGAUUUUUAUUUUAGCUGAACAAUUAGGAUUCAAAACAAGAUCAGUUUUUUUUCCUUUUCUUUUCUCUUCUUUUCUGUUCUCUCUCUCUCUCUCUCUUUCUUUUUUCCUUCCCUAAGCAGGUUAGUCAGUGCUUUUUCACUGAGGACUGAGAGAAAUGUGAGGUUUGCCUUUCUGGGCUAUUCAUCACAGCUCACCUCACUCACAUUUGAAGCACCUUGGAGAUUUGUGGAGAUUGUGGAGAUUUGUGCAAAGUGUUUCUCUCUCAAUGCCCCAAUGAAGCAAGCAGUGUAAGGAUUUGAUAUGAGAGGAGACAGAGGUGGAGGUUAAAUGACUUGCCUUGGAUCUAAUAGCCCCAAAAAGAGUCAGGAUAGAAUGAAAAGAGCAUUGAAUUCAGCCUCAAGAGUCCUUGGUUUGAAUCCUGGCCCUGACAUCUAUCAGCUCUUUGGCAAG